Tripterygium wilfordii is the source of this 1355-nucleotide messenger RNA. RefSeq names its product DNA repair protein RAD51 homolog 2. The transcript is spliced from 12 exons. Lineage: Eukaryota; Viridiplantae; Streptophyta; Magnoliopsida; Celastrales; Celastraceae. Gene Ontology annotation, biological process: double-strand break repair via homologous recombination. Gene Ontology annotation, cellular component: replication fork; Rad51B-Rad51C-Rad51D-XRCC2 complex. The coding region runs from base 88 to 1200 and encodes 370 amino acids. Gene Ontology annotation, molecular function: single-stranded DNA binding; ATP hydrolysis activity; double-stranded DNA binding. The record is from RefSeq and is a predicted model, not a curated record.
AUUAGGCUUUGUAAGGCGGGAAAAGAAGACAGAGAAGAACGGCAGAGGGAGAGGAAGAGAGAGAACGAGAGAGAAAAACGUACAGAAAUGGCGAACAAGCUGAUCAACGAGAUGGGACUGCCCAAGCCGAUAGAAAACAUAUUCGCCGCGCGUAACAUCAGAACGGCCAAGGACGCACUAUCAUUGACUGAAUUUGAUUUGAUGGAGUUGUUAGAUGUGAGGUUUGCAGAUGUCACAUCUGCCAUUGCACACAUCAGCGAGAUUACCUGUCCACCGUAUCAAACUGCGCUAUCACUAAUGGAGGGCCAAAUUCACCAUGAGCUCUUUUCAGGUCACCUCCCCACUUGUCUGAGAGGCUUAGAUGAGGCCUUAUGUGGAGGAGUUCCUUUCGGUGUUUUGACUGAGCUGGUUGGUCCAGCUGGAAUUGGAAAAACACAGUUUUGCCUCAAGAUCUCACUACUGGCUUCAUUGCCUGCGAGCUUUGGAGGAUUAGAUGGCCAUGUAAUAUAUGUUGAUGUAGAAUCAAAAUUCAGUUCAAGAAGGCUGAUUGAAAUUGGAGCGAAAAGUUUCCCCGAGUUGUUUCAAACAAAAGGACUGGCACAGGAGAUGGCUGGUAGGAUCCUUGUUUUGCAGCCGUCGUCACUUGUUGCCUUCACCGAAAGUUUACAACAGAUCAAGGUUUCACUCCUCGAAAACAAGGUGAAGUUGCUUGUCAUUGAUAGCAUGGCUGCUCUUCUUUCAGGGGACCAUAAUCAGGGGGCUCCCAGACAACUUCCAUUGGGCUGGCAUAUUUCUUUUCUCAAGUCACUUGCUGAAUUUUCACGGAUUCCUGUUGUUGUAACAAACCAAGUGAGAUCUCAAAGCACUGAACUCUGCCAGUUUCCUUUCCAAGUUAACAAGAUGAAUGAAACAUUAGAGAAUUCCACAAGAAGUGAUUCUCAUCUUGUUGCUGCUUUGGGGACUAACUGGGCACACGCUGUGACCAUUCGUCUGGUGCUUGAAGCUAGAUCAGGUCAGAGGUAUAUUAAGGUGGCAAAAUCUCCAAUAUCGCCACCUCUAUCUUUUCCUUUCAACAUAACUUCCUCUGGCAUUUCGUUGCUGAGUGAUGAGGGUACAGAACUCACUGGACAAGAUAUAUACACGAUUAGUGGUCAAGGACAUAAUGAUGUUUUAAGGCUGCACGGGGACAGUUUGCUGUAAUCAACCAGGAUUGAGGGUGCUGUCUUCAAAAUGAAGGCAUGUUCCUUCACGUUGGUACCUCAGUUGAACUGUCUUUAUUGUUUUUACUGUUUUGAGAAAGCAUGAUUUGCAAUUGGGUAUUCACUAAUUGUUAUUACAAUUAUAUUCUAUUUAUA